Molecule: messenger RNA, 2476 nt
Organism: Wasmannia auropunctata (little fire ant)
Lineage: Eukaryota; Metazoa; Arthropoda; Insecta; Hymenoptera; Formicidae
Product: FK506-binding protein 15
Exons: 12
Coding region: 157-2391 (744 amino acids)
Source: RefSeq, a predicted model, not a curated record
UAACAGCCACACUCUCGUGCUUCUAUCGUACGAUGGUGAAUGCAUGUAAUAUGAAUUGUGAGUGCAAUUUGCUGUGAACGGACGACGAGAUGUCAUCACGGCGUGCCGCUUCGUUCGUAUGCGAUUAAGAAAGCGGAGCGUUAAAUUCCUGCAAUAAUGAGUGCGCAAAACCAGUUGCCAAAUCUCGACAAGAUCUUCCGGGAUGACGACGAGUCGGAUUUUGUACCCUCGGGAGGGUCUAAUCUGGCUGCCAUUUUUGGGCUACAGUCGAAGCAUGCAGAUUCUCAUUCCGCUAAACAAGUAGUACCUAAGAAGAGUAACACUCGAUACAACAUACAGCAAGCUGCACCACCUUCCAAGACAGAAGUGUUGAUAGCGAAAGCAGUACAUGCUUUUAAAUUGCAAAAUGGCCAAUACGCCUCUGUCGGGAAGCUUGGUAUGGCAUUGACAGGCAACGCAGUAACAAGAAUGUAUCAGAUAAUUUUGUACAAGACUAAACAAGAGUACAUAUCUGUCGCCACAGUGACACGUGACUUUGUGUAUACUAUACAAGCGAACAAUUACGCUAGUUAUUAUGAUAGUAACAAAGAGAAUUGGUCGAUUUUGUUCGAGAGCAACGAGAAUUAUCUGGAGUUCGCAAUAGAAGUGGGACUGGCACGCUAUUUUGCUACGCAAGAGAAAGGAGAGAGCGUAAUCUAUCAAGAUCUAAUGCCAAGCGAUAAAGAUGUGAUCGCGAAAGAGGGAGACAAUAUAUGCAUCAAGUAUUUCGUGGGGACCGAGAUUGUACAGCCUUUCAAGACGAACUUCACGACGUCGCAGACGAUGACCGUGGAAAUAUCGACGGACGAGAAUUGGGAGAGAAGUCUUCUGGACAGCGGCAAGGGCCUGAAAAGAGUUUUAUUUUUACCGCCUAGCAAACAGAUUAGUUUAGGUCCUGGAUUCCCUAAAGAGAGAGAUGUUAUGCUGAUAAUAGAGAUAACCGAUAUACGGGUACAGGAGGAAAAUCCGCCGGCGCCUAAAAGCUCGGGGAAGGCAGCCAUAAUAUCGAGAAUGGCUAAAAUGGGUCAGUCCAUCUUGCCAAAAAUGCCUCGAGCUUCCACUACUGAUUCCGAGGAUACCGAGGAUGACGUACCUCAUAAAUCUCCUCGUCACAAGAGGAUCGAACAAUCAGAUGGAACUUUGCAAAAGAAGAAUUUGUCCCACGAGUCGUCAGACGAAAGGAAGGCCGCUCAGAAAGCUGUGGAGCCUAAAACUGAAGUGCCUUCUCUAGAUUCUAAUACUUAUAAGCCAUUAGUUGCUGCGUCCCCAUUAACGCCACAAUGGGCUCCACCGUAUUUCGCUGGGCACUACGUAACGAUGGACAAUCAGAUGUAUCCCGUGUCGCAGGCCGUAAAUCGUACGAUACCGGCCGCUCUGGAUCCCGGAAUGAACAUGUUGCUGUCGGAGUCGAGAAUAGCAAACGCGGAAAUACGAAUGGGGAUGUCCAAAAUAUCCGAUAACGUCCAGAAAUUAUUGGAUAAGUUCCAUGCACUCGAGCUCCAAAAUGCGACAACUCCAACGAGCGAUAAGGCAACUUUGGAUGCCUCUUGGAAAAUGCUCUUGGCACUCAAUACAUCUCAAGUAGGAAUCAAAGACAACGAAUUACCAAAAAAUACUGAUAAAGAUACGUCGGAUGAAAAAAUUCGCGAGGCACAGAGCAAAAUAAGUUCUUUAGAAAAUGAUUUAAAAAAAUCGAAAGAGGAAAAAGAGUCAUUGUUGCAAAUCAAUGAAGAGCUGAGCAAGAAGCUUCGAGAAUUGGAAAUGAGACUAACCGAUACAAAUGAUGAGUUGAGGAAAACCAAAGAAGCCUUAGAAGUAGCUAAAAAUACAAUUACACAGUGCAAAGAAGAAAAUGUUAGUUUAGAAGAUAGACUUUCUAAGUAUCAUAGAGAGCACGUUCUCCAAGCCGACGCAAUGUCUUCCAGACAGAAAGAUGUUGAGAAGAAAAAUAAAGAAAUUAAGCAAAUAAUGAACAAAACGUACCACACAUUGUCAGAAAAACUUUCAGAUGAAUCACGGUCUGAAUUAUCUUUCGAUUAUGUAAAAUCAACUAUUGCAAACACAAUAAAGCAUAUCACUUUACAAGUACUAUAUGAAGAUCCCGACGAAGAGGACAGAGAAUCUAAAGCAAUUGAAGAUGUGAAUUCCACGAUUAUUAAAACUGUUGGCCAACAACAAAUUGAGAAACCAAUAAUUGAGAAACAUAUCGAGAAGUCGGUAUUAAAUUCAGAUAAUGAUUUAUCGACAAAAUCCACGGAAUUUUCACGAUCUACUACGAUCAUGCCUAUAUUUGAAAACGAACCACCACCCGUUCCACCACCUGACGAUAUUGAUGAAGUUGAUAGCGAGUGACACAGUGUUCGAUUUUUAAUUCAUUAAUUCAUGCUGCAAAAAAUUACUUCAUAAAAUAUUUUUUACAUAUUAAUUGCGCGUUAAU